Messenger RNA from Daldinia caldariorum, 897 nucleotides. RefSeq lists its product as uncharacterized. The record is from RefSeq and is a predicted model, not a curated record. NCBI's taxonomy places the organism in Eukaryota, Fungi, Ascomycota, Sordariomycetes, Xylariales, Hypoxylaceae. The transcript is spliced from 2 exons. Bases 1 to 897 code for a protein of 298 amino acids.
AUGUCAACAAUGCGCAGUGACCUCGGGCUAUCUUGCCCAUCCAAGGGAAAGUUCUACGUAUGCGAAAAGGCAAGCAUCCGCUUUAUCGGUUGUUGCACCGUCGACCCGUGUGCGGAUGGCAGCGGACAUUGUCCCCAGAAUGAUUUAGCAGCAGCGAGCUUCUCAUCAGAUCACUACGAUAGUAUAACAGAACAAAGCUGUGCUCCGCCCAACAACGCUUCCGCUUGGUUUACUUGCAAGAGCUCGCAACCAUUCUUAGGAUGUUGCAGUAUAAAUCCGUGCGAAAUUGAUGGAUGCCCAACAGAUCACCUACUGCCAGCAAUACUUAGUGACAAUGCGACCAGCGCUGAAGUCUUCCUCUCUUCGUCCUCUACGCCUAGUUCGGAUUCAGGUUCUGGUUACAGCUUGCCCCUAGGUGCGAUACUGGGUAUAGCUCUAGGUGGUGCCGCAGUGGUCGCCAUUCUUCUAGUUAUCAUAGCGUACAGGUGCGGCUGGCUGGCAAGGAAUAAGAGACACAAAAAGGGUGAUGAAGUCGUGAAUCAUUUCGGUACUCAAGGACCUCAAUCUCCGGGUAUGUAUCAAUGGCAAAAUGGUAGUCAUUCCGGUGCACCAAGCCCAGGAUAUCCAAGUCCUGGCUACUCAGCCUAUUCUCCCAAUCAGCACCACCAACAUCCAAAUACACCCCACUCGCCUCAGUCUGCGGAACCCUGGCAUGGAGAUAAUAGACAUACAUCCCAGAUAUCCGGGGUGAGCGGAUGGACCUCCGUGACAGAUCAAAAGCAUCAGUCCUACUCCCCGUUACUAGGACCGCCGCCCAUAGAGCUGGAGGGUCGCGAGACGGAACGCCGUAUAGUGGCCGAACUGCCUUCUUCUCCAGCAACGAAUCACGGGCGAUAG